Molecule: messenger RNA, 450 nt
Organism: Trypanosoma rangeli
Lineage: Eukaryota; Euglenozoa; Kinetoplastea; Trypanosomatida; Trypanosomatidae
Exons: 1
Coding region: 1-450 (149 amino acids)
Source: RefSeq, a predicted model, not a curated record
AUGGCUGGUGAAACUUUUGGUGAGGCUCAAGACGUUUUACAAGCAGCACCUUCAAGUGGAGUUUGGAGUGGUGGCGGUGCAUCUCGUCAAGUCACUCCUGUUGCUUCGGGUGAGACCAUCUCUUUUUCUGCUGGAACUCCUCCCCCGCCGUGUGGUGGGGAUGUCUCUCGUGAGUUAACUGAAGCUUGUGCUUCUGUGAAGCAGUCCCUUUCAAGCGGCGCUGCGCAUUCACCAACAGAAAUUGCUGGUGCCUCUCUCAAUGGUGGAGUAAACCCUGCAGCUUCCCAAAAUCGUAAUUCUGCUUCUGGCGCUAUGGUUUCUCAGGCCCAGCACGCCUCCAGUCUGCCUGCCUUUUCGCACCUUACUGGCGACGGUGCCGCUGUUGGCGCUGGUGUCCCGGGUGCGACUCCUGCGGGAUCACACACGGUCUCGCAGCUUCCGUUUGCCUGA